AUGUUUGCUUCCCGUUUCUCUAUGCUUUCGAAGAGCAUGCGUGUCGGCCGCAGCGGUGGACCAGCAGUGGGUUUUGCCCUGCGUGCUCAGCAGCUGCGGUUGCUGUCGGACGAGACGAAAAAGGCGAUCGACGAGGCGGUACACUCGGCGCCUGUGGUGCUCUUCAUGAAGGGCACGCCGGAGGCGCCUGCGUGCGGGUUCUCGAGGGCAACGAUCCAGCUGUUGGGCCAGCAAGGCGUGGACCCGGCGAAGUUUGCGGCGUACAACGUGUUGGAGGACCCGGAGUUGAGACAGGGCAUCAAGGAGUACUCGGAGUGGCCGACGAUUCCGCAGCUCUACGUGAACGACGAGUUUGUCGGGGGCUGCGACAUCAUCACGAACAUGAGCCAGACGGGCGAGCUGGCCGAGCUGUUGGACGCGGCGCACGCCUUGAUUCCGCUUGAGCACGACAAGUAG
Pichia membranifaciens NRRL Y-2026 is the source of this 456-nucleotide messenger RNA. RefSeq lists its product as hypothetical. The record is from RefSeq and is a predicted model, not a curated record. The transcript has a single exon. Lineage: Eukaryota; Fungi; Ascomycota; Pichiomycetes; Pichiales; Pichiaceae. Bases 1 to 456 code for a protein of 151 amino acids.